CAAGUUUCCAUACCACCAUCAUCCCCCACCGGCUCCUUUUGAGGUCGCUUGAAGACGACGUGCCAGCGGACGCUUUGCAGAUCCACGCCCUUAUAAAUCAGCGGAGCCCCCUCGGACUGACCGCGAUCACGACGCAGCUGUGACAAGCACUAGGCGGAGUUCACGCCGUAGCCGCCCACAAUGGCACCUAGAGGCGGGAUCACUGCCCACGACGACGACGAGGAUGUAGAGGAGCAUCUGCUAGACACCCGCUCCAUCCGCUCGACUGCCUCAUCGUCCAAGACACUCGUUCGCCCGCCGACAUAUUAUGGGGAUGGACCAUUUGACGCACCGAGCUCGGACUCAUCGGAAGAGGGGGACGCACUGCUGGAAGAUAAGGAGUCCUUGGACGAGGAGAUUCCGAGGACAAGGUCGCCAGGGCGCGCAGAAGAUGGGUUGUAUGUCGGUGGCGCGCCUCAGUCGCGCAAGGGCCCAACGCGAUAUCUGGUCAUUGCACUGGCCAGCCUGGUCGGCUUGUCCGCGAUCAUAGGCAUAUUCGCCUCCCUAUCGUACUCGGCGAAGGGGUCGGUGUACCGCGCGCCAGGUGUCAAGAAGAUCACGAUGGACCACGUCUUCAACGGCACGUUCUCAGCAGAGACGAGGGAUUUGCAUUGGGUGAAGGAGGCCGGCGACGGCGUCUUUUCCGUGCAGGAGGAUGGCUACAUCAAGCUCGUCGACCUAAAGAAUAACAAGACGAUGACCAACCUUGUCAACAUGUUGGACGUGAAGCGCGAGAAUGGGGAGCCAAUUACGGACUGGGCGGACUGGCAGCUCUCCGCGGAUAUGAAGUACAUCCUCGUCAAGACGGACUACGUCAAGCAAUGGCGACACUCGUCCCUCGGCAACUACUACAUCCACGAUAUCGACGCUGGCGAGACGCAACCUCUAGUCGGACCAAAUCACCCUCCCACCACCGCGUACGCUGCAUGGUCACCUGUUGGUGACAUAGCCUAUGUGGACUCAGGAGAUCUCUACCUGCUCCAGGGCUCUGAUCUUUACAACCCCAUCCGCGUCACCUAUACUGGCUCUCCUACGGUCACGAACGGCGUGCCCGACUGGGUAUACGAAGAAGAGGUCUACGGCGGACCCUCCGCGCUCUGGUUCUCGCCCACAGGAGACCGCCUCGCUUUUCUCAGCUUCAAUGACACCGAGGUCGACAUCUUCCGCUUCGAGAUCUUCAACCCAACCGACGACAACGACGCCGUCAUCCCGUACACGCAGCCCACCGAAGUACCAUACCCGAAGCCUGGGUACUCCAACCCCAUUGUCGGCGCCUAUGUCUUCGACAUUGCCAACCAUGUCUACGCUGAGGAGAUGCCGGAGAGUGUGGUACUUGGCGAGACGCUACACCUCUUGCAGUGGUCCCCUAGCCUGCCCGCUGACGACCAGAUCAUCAUGGAAGUCGCUUGGGUGGGCAUCCAGAGCCUGAUUGUGAAGGAGGUCAACAGGAAUGCCGACAACGGGCACGUAGUGUUCGUCGACUUCUCGGAGGGCGCGCCGGAAGGCAUCGUCGUGCGCACGCUUGGCAAGGACGGAGAGGAAGGCGACGACGGCUGGAUCGAACAAGCGCAGACAGUGUUCCCUCUGCCGAGGGAUGUGCUGUCCACGGCGGCCUUUCAAGGCAGCAAGAACGCGUACCUGGACAUCGUACCAACCAAGGAAGGGUACAACCAUAUCGCCCUCUUCCCUGUCGCCGAUACUGCAGAGCCCGUCUGGCUAACAAACGGUGAAUGGGAGGUGACGAGCUCCAUCAAGGGCGUCGGUCAGAACAGCAAGGACGAGUGGGUGGUAUAUUUUGAAGCCGCAAACCCUAUGUCUACAGCGCGCAACCUUUACUCCGUCGCUAUUCCUUCGAACCUCACUUCGAGCGCCGUCCCAGAUAUCACACCAUUGACCUACAGCGAGGAUGCACCUCUCGCCGAGCAAGAGGCGUACUACUCCACCUCCUUCUCACCAGAGGCAGGCUUCUACUUGUUGAGCUACAAAGGGCCUGGCGUGCCAUACCAGAAGGUCGUUCAUGUUGGUGACGAAGAUUUCGAGUAUACUCUCACUACCAACGAUCGCCUGUCAAAUGUCACUGCUGAGUUCGAGACGCCAACGAUAAUCCGCGGCACCAUUGAGAUCGACGGUAUAGAACUCAACUACCGCGAGAUCCGCCCACCACGCAUGGACGACUCUGGUCGUACGAAGUAUGCCGUCCUCUUCAACGUCUACGGUGGCCCCGGCUCCCAAACCGUCGACCUCCGCUUCGCGGGGUACGACUGGCACGGCUACCUCGCCUGCGGCCUCCAGUACAUCGUGGUCGCCGUCGACGGUCGCGGCACGGGCUUCGAGGGCCGUGGCCUGCGCAGCGUGGUCAAGGGUGAUCUGGGCUUCUGGGAGACGCAGGACCAGGUGGCGGCGGCAAGGAUAUGGGCAGGACGCAAUUAUGUGGAUCCACGGAGGAUCGGAAUCUGGGGUUGGAGCUAUGGCGGGUUCAUGGCCGGCAAGGUCGUGGAGGCGGACGCCGGAAUUCAUUCAUUGGCCAUGUCGGUGGCGCCUGUGACAAGUUGGCGGCUAUACGACUCCAUCUACACGGAGCGCUACAUGAACACACCCGAGCUGAACCCAGGCGGCUACGUCAACGCGUCUAUCACCGACGUCGAGCCCUUCAAGAAGGUGGACUACCUCCUCGCUCACGGAACUGGCGACGACAAUGUGCACUUUGCGAAUUCAGCACAUCUGCUGGACAUGUUCGUCAAGGGGCAUGUACGGGACUACGCGUUCAGGAUGUUUACCGACAGCGAUCACGCAAUCCGUACUCGCGGCGCGUAUCGAGAACUGCACGAGUUCUUGACCGGCUUUCUGUUGGAAAAAUGGGGUAAAGGCGGGAGGAAGCGGGGCUGGUGA
Molecule: messenger RNA, 2928 nt
Organism: Schizophyllum commune H4-8
Lineage: Eukaryota; Fungi; Basidiomycota; Agaricomycetes; Agaricales; Schizophyllaceae
Exons: 14
Coding region: 181-2928 (915 amino acids)
Biological process (GO): proteolysis
Molecular function (GO): dipeptidyl-peptidase activity; serine-type endopeptidase activity
Source: RefSeq, a predicted model, not a curated record